ACCCGCACGUGCUACGUCAGCUGACCCGCAGUCUCGUGCCCGGCCAGCUGUAGUGAGCCAGCCAGUUAGCUAGCCAGCGCGCGCGCUAACCCCUCCGGGAAUCGGGCGACAAGGAACCGAGUUCGGGCGAGCGAGACAGCGACCUGCGACAUGGCCGAACAAGGGGAAGAGGUGGUGACAGGCACCCAGGUGUCGUACAUAGGAAAAGAUUGUACUGCCAUUCCAACAUUCCUUUCUAGAAAAUACGGACAUUUUGCCAAGAGACUUGAUUUGAGCUUCAAUUUGUUAAGGUCCCUGGACGGGCUGGAAGGCUUUCAAUCACUGGAGGAGCUGAUAUUGGACAACAAUGAGCUGGGAAAUCAUGUUUCAUUUCCACCACUUCCAAGCCUGCACACCUUGACGCUCAAUAAGAACCAACUGACUGACCUGGACCAUCUUCUAGACUCAGUGGCUUCUGCAGCUCCUGCAUUGGAAUACCUAAGUCUGCUUGGCAAUCAGGCAUGUCCCAAUGGGCUGGUUAGCAUUGAAAAGGAUGAAGAUGACUAUCAGCGAUACAGGUACUUUGUGCUGUACAAGCUUCCAAACUUGAAAUUUUUGGAUGCCAGCAAGGUUACAAAAAAAGAACACGAAGAGGCAAUAUCCAGAGGCGCCUUCAUGAAAGUUGUAAAGCCAAAAGAAAGCAAGGUUGCCAGUAGUCCAGAUUCCAGCUCUCCAGACUUGCCUUACACCCCGCUGCCAUCUAUGUCCAGGGAUCCAAAUCAUCACAAAGGUGUUGCAGGGAAAUGUCGUUAUGUCUACUAUGGGAAACAUUCGGAAGGCAACAGAUUUAUCCGUGAUGAUCAGCUCUGAUUAGUACCUUGAACCUUAUUCCGUGUCCUCAAUUUUAUCUUCCUCGUGUACCAUUCUGAAUCAAUGGCCAUCAAUCCGUAAUGUGGGGAAAGACGGGUCAAAACUGAAAAGGAACAUUAUCUGUGAUUGCAAUAUCUAAUUAUUCACAAUUUGGAAGAUAAAUGGAUUUUCCUAUAUCAUUUUCCAUACAUUCAAUUAAAAUAAAGAUUUUUAAAUGAAAA
This is a messenger RNA of Pelobates fuscus (common spadefoot toad), 1070 nucleotides long. It is a transcript of the gene LRMDA, whose product is annotated as leucine rich melanocyte differentiation associated. Gene Ontology annotation, molecular function: protein binding. The record is from RefSeq and is a predicted model, not a curated record. Gene Ontology annotation, biological process: melanocyte differentiation. The transcript has 7 exons. The coding region runs from base 151 to 849 and encodes 232 amino acids. NCBI's taxonomy places the organism in Eukaryota, Metazoa, Chordata, Amphibia, Anura, Pelobatidae.